Pogona vitticeps (central bearded dragon) is the source of this 958-nucleotide messenger RNA. RefSeq names its product thymocyte nuclear protein 1 (gene THYN1). Gene Ontology annotation, cellular component: nucleus. The record is from RefSeq and is a predicted model, not a curated record. NCBI's taxonomy places the organism in Eukaryota, Metazoa, Chordata, Lepidosauria, Squamata, Agamidae.
ACAUGUGUGAUUGUUUCCACAGGUGUCCGGGUACCUUCCGUGCUUUGAGAAAAUGCCUCCCCGUGGCAAGAAAAGAAGAAGAGCAACCUCAACAGCUGUAAAAGAACCUGCAUCUAAAGCAGCCAAAGGAGAGGCCCAGAAGAACAGUGAGGAAUCUCGAUCAUCCAGAGUCAAAACCAAAAGGGUGGAAUCAAGAAAUGUUCCUGAAAGCGCUCAAGGAGAAGUUGGUGCCAAGCAGGAAGGAAGCAAGAAAAUGUAUACUCACUGGCUUAUGAAAUCAGAGCCUGAGAGCAGGUUGGAGAAAGGAGUGGAUGUGAAAUUCGGCAUAGAAGAUUUAAAAGCUCAGCCCGAACAGACAGCAUGCUGGGAUGGAGUCAGGAAUUAUCAGGCACGGAAUUUCUUGAGGGCCAUGAAAGUUGGCCAGGAGGCUUUCUUCUAUCACAGUAAUUGCAAAGGACCUGGGAUUGCUGGCAUUGUCAAGAUAACGAAGGAAGCCUAUCCGGAUCACACUCAGUUUGACAAAACAGAUCCUCACUAUGAUUCUUCCAGCAGCAAAGAGAACCCCAAGUGGUCUAUGGUUGAUGUACAGUUUGUGCGAAUGACCAAGCGGUUCAUCCCUCUGGCGGAGCUGAAAGCUCAUCAUCAGGCGCACAAAACAUCUGGCGGGCCCCUGAAAGAAAUGGCUCUUUUCACAAGACAGAGGCUGUCCGUCCAGCCCUUGACCGAUGAGGAAUUUGAGUUUAUUUUGAGCCUAGAAGAGAAGAAGCCAUAGACGUUUGAAGGAGGUUGAAGCACGGCGAAACGAGCCAAAACCGUUAUGUCUACUGUGCUCCCAUCGUCGGUUUUCAAAGACGUUGGAAGCAAGAAUCUGGAUAUCCCUGGAGCCAUGUUAUGUUCACUACGGGUUGCCUUGUUUUUAAGUGGUACAUCUUCCAAAUUAAAGAAAUAAUCUGUGUUA